Molecule: messenger RNA, 1259 nt
Organism: Toxorhynchites rutilus septentrionalis
Lineage: Eukaryota; Metazoa; Arthropoda; Insecta; Diptera; Culicidae
Exons: 3
Coding region: 138-881 (247 amino acids)
Cellular component (GO): nucleus
Source: RefSeq, a predicted model, not a curated record
UUUUCAAAUUCGAAUACCUUUCGUUCGGACUGUUUUGUUUUCGAACAUCUUUCAUUCGAAUCAAACCAAACGUCAAACCCACUUUGUUUAUGAAGGAGUGAAUAAUUUCCGCAGCGGAUGAGCGGUGAACUGCAAAAAUGGAAAAAAACAAAAACAAAACAACCACUAAAAAUCAGUUCGAGCGGAUUGUGCUGCUUCUGGAGCAAGAGCCGGACAUAGCAAAGGGUUUCUCCCGAGGAAAUUCCGGACCCUUCUGGGAUGAUCUGGCGGCAGAAGUCAAUAGUUUGGGACCGCCUAUUCGCGAUGGAAGUGGAUGGAAAAAGGUUUGGGCGGACUAUAAGUCCGGAUUAAAGCGAAAACUCGCUCACAACAAACGGGAGCAGAGGGCGACAGGUGGAGGACCCAAUAAAAUUAUCAAUUUGUCCGAGCUGGAGGAGCAGGCAGUUCUACUAACUGGGUUACUUGCGACCGUGGAAGGAAUCCCGGGUACCUCAUCUCAUGGAACACAGUUGGGUUCGCCUUCGGGUGAACCUCAAGCUGCAGACCAGGAAAAUUUUAUAUAUUAUGGUACUUCCGACGAGUGUGACGGUAUCAAUAAUACCAUUCACUUCCAGCCCUCUCAGCCGAAAAAAUCCAGACCUUCUACCACGAGGCUAUUAGAGCUGCAAGUCGAGCAACAAAACAAAUUUCACACCAAUGUGAAAUCCCUGUUAAAAAACACAAACAAGAAUUUGAGUGAUCUGGUUCAUUAUCAGCGCCAAUCAGCUCGAGCGAUUCUUUCCGUGGAUGCCACACUCAAAGAACAUCUGAGUGAACAAAAACGACAUAACCACGAGAUGGAGAAGAUCGCGCUGGAGAAAUCAAUAGCGACAAAUCCUUGAAACGCAGAUUGCGUAUAUUUCAGAACAUUAGAAUAAUGUUUCAAAAUAUCAGUGAUCUGAUUUUUUAUCUUUAUAUUGUAACUCAAGUAUAAAAAAAUGAAAAAAGUUCUAAUCGUAUUUUUAUAUCUUUCCAUGGAAGAAAAAUCUUACUUAAUUUUUUCUUUGAAGUUUGUUUGGAAUAGCAUCAAAAUUAUAUAAACUUUUUUAAAAUUCACGAAUUUCGCCUAUAGUUUAUGGAACUUCCUUAACCCCUUCACGUACAACAUUGAACUUCACUCGUUGUUUCUCGAUGUGAAAUAAUUACAUAGCUUCAGGCAUAUGAUGAGGAUACCGACAACUGAAGAUUAUCAAAUUUCCGUUAUUUAAAAAAAAAAUUGA